GGAGUUUCCGAAAUCCACACUCGGUGACUUCAGCUGAACAAUGGUUAACAUGAGCUAUCACCAAUCUCUACAGAAACACGCACAGACACUAAAACCGAAACAACCGAGGAAAAGAAGUAAUAAAAAGAAAAGGAACUAUUGGGACAAAAUAUCGCCGACAACUCACAUUCAAACGUGAUUGACAAAAGACACUUAAAGGUCUGGUGUGCUAGGUGUGGGAGCAUAUCGUGUUGUGUCUGUGGACUGUUUGGUGCGAUGACUGCGGAGUGGAUGUACCCUCCUGGCGUGGGACCGCUUUGUGGUGCAGAGUUGGAGGCGUGGUAUGAAGACCUACAGGAUAUACUGGGCUCGGAUGCGGGUGGGGCCAAAAUUACGAGAGCCCCGCCUUGUUCCGAGAAGGAGCCGGAGUUCCUGGAUGUUUUGGAGAGCUGCUCGCUCACCUGGCUAACGGAUGGGCAGGUAUGGGGGGACGGUGUGCAGCGCGUGACGGACGAGCCGCCCAACCACCCGCCGGCCGUCUGUGCGACUCCCCCAAGACAGGAGGAGCGGAGAGGAGGUGACACGGAGAGCUCGGGCGGGGGAGACCUUCUGCCCCCGGAGUUCUUCGAGCUCCUGAGCGAGGGGGUGGACGCGGGGGCCGUGAUGGUCACCGGUGGUUACACCGUCUCACAUCACCAGCCUUCGUCUCCGGCCGCCAGCGAGGAGGAGCUGGCGUCGACGGUUCCCGACGCUUCGUCCUGCUCCUCGGGGUCCCAGUCGCCCUCUUUCAACUGCUCCCCGCCCUCCUCCCCUCCCCUGUCGCCUCCCGCCAGCGUCUCCUCGCGCUGGGGCAAGAGAAAGAGAGGAGGCGAGCGAGGAGGCGCUCUGUGCUCGCCGUCCCCAGGGAAGAAAAGCAGGAGAGAGCGCGAGCACGAGAACGAGAGGAAGGUGCAGGAACUGACGGAUCAGAACGAGCGUCUGAAGGCGGAGAUCGAGCGGCUCGGAGAGGAGGUGCAGAGGACGCGCAGAGCGCUCAUCGAGAGACUCGUCAACACCAGGAGGUGAAGAAGAAAGAGGAAACUUGUGAAGAGGGGUUGAAAGCAAGUGAACAAUCGGCGGAAAUUUAUCUUGUGGGGACCAUGAAAUGCACAUUUAGAAGGAGCAGAGAAGACAAAAGACAUGUGGCACGGGGGGAGCGAGGGUCUCGCAGAGCGUCUCCCACCGAGAGUGAAAGAGAAAGUCAGACGAAGCCAAAGACAAACAGAAGACAGGAAAGAUGGGACCUCAGGAGAACAUGUCUAUGUCACAUUUCACUCCAAAAAUCCAAAAUAACAAACGUUCUUUUGCAUCAAGAAAAUGAAACUUUUUGAGAUUUGUUGAACUGUGAUUUUUUCAUGACAAUAAAGCCAUUUUACCUAAAAACAAAACCAUGUUUUUAGGCAAUUUUAUUUAUUCAAAAUGUAAAAAAUGAGUGUAAAAAACAUCAUUCAAAUUGGCAAACCGUAUAUCAAAGACUUUUUUGCAUUAAGAGAUUUUCAGCUCACAGCUGUGAGGAUUGGUUGUGCUCAAACUGUCAUGAAAAUAAUGGCUCCAAAAUCUCCCUAAAAUAAACGAAAUGUUCCUUGUGCAAAAUUACAAACAAUAUUUCUUCCUUUUGAUUUUCGGGUGAAAUAGGACCACACAUUUCUCCUGAGAUUUAUCUAAUAAUCGGAAUGAAAGUCGCUGUAAUGCAGGAUUUACACCCACCGUCACUUAACUGCAAAUAGGUUUAUCAGCUUUCCUUGUUAUUCCAUACUGAUUGUUUUAUGCGGUGAGAAUGUAUCACAGUGGAUGCAAUAAAAUUAAACGACAGUUUUAAUGAACGAUUGCGAAGAACGUUUGUAUUUGUAACGGUGAUUGUAGAAACAAACCGAGGUGCAUUUCAUUGUAACCCAUCUGUUAAAGAAAGGGCUUCAAGAUGUAAAUUCACCCAAGUUGAUAGAGAUUUACAGUAGUAGCUCAGGACUGUUAAACAGAAGAUUGUGUGAGCAGUUUCUUAUCUUCAACCAAGGCCUCUAAGUGUGUGUGUGUGUGUGUGUGUGUGUGUGUGUUUGGAUGGAUGAAGGGUGUACAUGUGAAUGGAUGUUUAUGGUGAUUUUGCUCUUACUUAUUUAUCUUUUUUUUUUAGAUGUAGCCAUUUACACACUCUGCCUCUAAUCAUGAAUAUUUUUCUAUAUUACAUGCAUAUCAAAUCGUGUCAUUUAAUCAUCAUGUUUAAUCAUUAUAUUGUAGUUUGUUAAUACAAAUACACUUGCAUGCCGAAUUACUGUAUUAGGGUAGACAAACAUUUUUAUCUGAAUUUCACUUGG
This is a messenger RNA of Triplophysa rosa, 2327 nucleotides long. RefSeq names its product DNA-damage-inducible transcript 3 (gene ddit3). The transcript has 4 exons. Gene Ontology annotation, cellular component: CHOP-C/EBP complex; cytoplasm; CHOP-ATF3 complex. Gene Ontology annotation, biological process: negative regulation of transcription by RNA polymerase II; positive regulation of intrinsic apoptotic signaling pathway; ER overload response. The record is from RefSeq and is a predicted model, not a curated record. Lineage: Eukaryota; Metazoa; Chordata; Actinopteri; Cypriniformes; Nemacheilidae. The coding region runs from base 256 to 1044 and encodes 262 amino acids. Gene Ontology annotation, molecular function: RNA polymerase II cis-regulatory region sequence-specific DNA binding; protein heterodimerization activity; transcription factor binding.